Molecule: messenger RNA, 6902 nt
Organism: Mugil cephalus (flathead mullet)
Lineage: Eukaryota; Metazoa; Chordata; Actinopteri; Mugiliformes; Mugilidae
Product: adhesion G protein-coupled receptor L2-like
Exons: 23
Coding region: 1175-5677 (1500 amino acids)
Biological process (GO): adenylate cyclase-activating G protein-coupled receptor signaling pathway; cell surface receptor signaling pathway; brain development
Cellular component (GO): neuron projection; membrane
Molecular function (GO): carbohydrate binding; G protein-coupled receptor activity
Source: RefSeq, a predicted model, not a curated record
GGUGCUGAGACUCUAAGAAGGUAGCGUGUUGGCUAUUUAUAUUCUCUGCUUUGAGUUGCAUGGAUGUUGGUAAUGAACGGCCUUGCGUGUGUUUGCUUCUCUGAUUAAACCAGACAGCGCUGAUUAAAAACCCUGUGCUAGGUGGACUGAAGUGCACGAGCUGGAGGGGACGCAGCGCGUCUUGUGUGUGCUUUAGGAGACGGAUAAAAUCUGAACACGCGUGAGAUGAAGAGGUUUUUUUUUUUUUUUUUUUUUUACAUUCGCCUUGUCGCGCGCUGUCGUCAUUUGCAUCAGGAUCCGAUCCCCGUCGGUGAUCCGCUCCGGGUUUUGGGUGCUGCCCUCAACAGCCAGCUGCUGCAGAGCAGGGGACCGGUGCGCCGUUUCUCCUCGCCUUGUUUGCCUCCAGUCCGGCUGUAGCUCUGGCUGUCUGCGCGGCGUGUGGAUGAGGCGCAAAGGGAACAACCCGGAGCGCACCGAAAGCCAGCCUUAAAAGAAGUCGUUUUUUAUCCCUCGUCGGGAUCUAUCCGUGAGCCAGACCGCUGGAGACUUUCGCGCAGACUUAACAGCGGCGGAGACGUGCCCGGAGUUUCAUUUUCUGAGGAGGCUAGGGGCGCAUCUCGUCUCCUUGAAGUGAUCCUUUUUUAUGCAGUCUAUCCGUAGCGCUCCCGUCGGAAGGAGCCUGGGUGCACGCACGAGAAGAAGAAGAGGAGGAGGAGGAGGAGGAGGAGGAGAAGGGGAGUAGCGAUCAUUACUUUUGAACAGACCCUUCGCCAUGGAGCUAUCCGUCCGGUCCCGGACGUAUUGGCUUGAAGAGGAGCAGAUACCUGCCACGGGAAACCCCACCACCAUCUGUCCACUGUGAAGAAAGUGGAGCAUGCAGCCGAGCCCCAGCCGUCUUUGUGCGACCUGCCGCUUAGUUUCGGGGGGCCUCUUCUGAAAGAGGAGCGGAGAGGAGAGGAGGGGGGUUCCUGGUGUUAAUCUGAAAUUCACACACUCCACGCCGGGAUCCAUAUUUUGGCACGGCAGCCUACCCACAAUGGAAAGAUGACUGGUGAUUCUUCUCCUAGAAGCACUGAUCGUUGACAUCGGCCCAGCUCUCCGUUCUCCCACUACAGCGCGUUGAACCACUAUUAUUAGCCAUCAGGCUCCUGGAUUGAUUCGACACAGCGACACAAUGGCCUCUGCACUGUGGAGGUGUCCAGUGUUUCGCAGCCUCUUGCUCCUUCUCUUCUGCUUUCACUGUUCACAAGGCUUCAGCCGCGCGGCCUUGCCUUUCGGGCUGGUCAGGAGAGAGCUCUCAUGCGAAGGAUAUGCAAUCGAUCUCCGCUGCCCGGGGAGUGAUGUCAUCAUGAUUGAGACAGCCAACUACGGCCGAACCGACGACAAGAUCUGCGACGCUGACCCGUUCCAGAUGGAGAAUGUCAACUGCUACCUCCCCGAUGCCUAUAAGAUUAUAUCACAAAGGUGCAACAACCGUACGCAGUGUGUGGUUGUCACUGGCUCUGAUGUCUUUCCUGAUCCAUGCCCUGGCACCUACAAGUACUUAGAGGUCCAGUAUGAGUGUGUUCCCUAUAAAGUGGAGCAAAAAGUCUUCAUUUGCCCCGGGACUCUGAAGGGUGUCGGAGACGCCACCUUCCUGUUCGAGGCCGAGCAGCAAGCGGGGUCGUGGUGCAAAGACCCGCUGCAGGCCGGGGACAAAGUCUUCUUCAUGCCGUGGACGCCGUACCGCACGGACACCCUCAUCGAGUACGCCUCCCUGGAGGACUUCAAAAACGGUCGCCAGACGACCACCUACAAGCUGCCGCACCGCGUCGACGGCACCGGCUUCGUGGCCUACGACGGCGCCAUCUUCUUCAACAAGGAACGCACGCGCAACAUCGUCAAGUUCGACCUGCGCACGCGCAUCAAGAGCGGCGAGGCCAUCGUCAACAACGCCAACUACCACGACACCUCGCCCUACCGCUGGGGCGGCAAGACGGACAUCGACCUGGCGGUGGACGAGAGGGGCCUGUGGGUGAUUUACGCCACGGAGCAGAACAAUGGCCGCAUAGUGGUGAGCCAGCUCAACCCGUACACGCUGCGCUUCGAGGCCACCUGGGAAACGGCGUACGACAAGCGCUCGGCCUCCAACGCCUUUAUGGUGUGCGGCGUGCUGCACGUGGUGCGCUCGACCUACGAAGAGAACGAGAGCGAGGCCAGCCGGAGUCAAAUCGAUUACAUCUACAACACCAAGCUGAGUCAGGGCGAGUACACGGACAUCCUCUUCCCCAACCAGUACCAGUACAUCACCGCUGUGGAUUACAACCCCAGGGACAACCAGCUAUACGUGUGGAAUAACUUUUACAUCCUGCGCUACGACCUGGACUUUGGGCCGCCGGAUCCUGCUGAAGUGCCAACCACCGAAGAUUUCUCCGUCUCGUCGUCCCUGCCGAAGACCACGGCGGCUUUCACCACGACGGCCACGCCCGUGUCGAAGGGGCCAGCUGACACGACGGUAGCGGGAGCCGAUCCGAGGGAUGGAAGGGACCCAUUCGAGGACAGCCGCGGGUCGAGCACGGCGGAGCCCACCGUCCCGGAGCUGCCUCCGACGCCCAGACGUUUCUGCGAGGCGACCAGACGGAGAGCCAUCGACUGGCCCCAGACCCACACCGGAACCACUGUGGACAGGCCCUGCCCCAAAGGGACCAGAGGCGUCGCCUCUUUCCUCUGCACCCUGGCGGGGACCUGGUGCUCCAAAGGGCCAGACCUCAGCAACUGCACUUCCCACUGGGUGACUCAAGUGGCACAAAAGAUCCGAAGUGGUGAAAACGCUGCUAAUUUAGCCAACGAGCUGGCGCGACACACACAGGGCCCAGUGUUCGCCGGAGACGUCAGCUCCUCGGUGCGCCUCAUGGAGCAGCUCGUGGACAUCCUGGACGCGCAGCUACAGGAGCUCAGGCCCAGCGAGAAGGACUCAGCUGGACGCAGCUUCAACAAGCUUCAAAAAAGAGAGAAGACAUGCAGAGCGUACAUGAAGGCAAUUGUGGACACCGUUGACAACCUCCUGAGGCCGGAAGCUCUGAAAUCCUGGAAAGACAUGAAUUCCACAGAACAAACGCACGCUGCCACAAUGCUGCUGGAUACCCUGGAGGAAGGGGCGUUUGUCCUUGCAGAAAACCUGAUUGAGCCCGCCAUCGUAAAAGUGCCUGCAGAGAAUAUCAUGCUGGAUGUCUACGUGUUAAGCACUGACGGUCAAGUGCAGGACUUCAGAUUUCCGCAGACGAGCAAAGGUGGAGCGACUCUUCAGCUUUCCUCCAACACGGUGAAAGUCAACAGCAAAAACGGUGUGGCUAAGCUGGUAUUUGUGCUCUACAAACACCUGGGUCAGUUCCUCAGCACUGAAAACGCCACUCUGAGGGGAUUGGGGGACCUGAACAAACACAACCUCUCCCUCACCGUCAACUCCCACAUCCUGUCCGCCUCUAUUACAAAGGAGUCCAGCCGUGUGUUUGUGGCCGACCCUGUGAUCUUCACACUGGAGCACCUGGAUAAGGAGCACUACUACAAUCCAAACUGUUCCUUCUGGAAUUACUCGGAGCGCAGCAUGAUGGGAUACUGGUCCACUCAGGGCUGUAAGCUGCUGGAGACCAAUAAGAGCCACACCACUUGCUCCUGCAGUCACUUGACCAACUUUGCCAUCCUCAUGGCUCAUCGGGGAAAUGUGAGGGAGGGAAGCGUGCACGAGCUUCUUCUUACCGUCAUCACCAGGAUGGGUAUUGCGGUGUCUCUGGUCUGCCUGGCCAUCAGCCUCUUCACCUUCUGCUUCUUCAGAGGCCUGCAAAGUGACCGCAACACCAUCCACAAGAACCUCUGCCUCAACCUCUUCGUCGGAGAGCUCCUGUUCCUCGUUGGCAUCAACAUGACGGAGCCGAAGCUGGUGUGCUCCAUCAUCGCCGGCGUUCUCCACUUCUGCUUCCUGGCUGCGUUCGCCUGGAUGUGUUUGGAGGGCGUGCAGCUGUACCUCAUGCUGGUCGAGGUGUUUGAGAGCGAGUUCUCACGCAGAAAGUACUACUACAUCUCUGGGUACCUCAUCCCAGCUGUGGUGGUGGGCAUCUCAGCAGCCAUCGACUACAGAAGCUACGGCACACAGCGGGCAUGCUGGCUGAGGGUAGAUAACCAUUUCAUCUGGAGCUUCAUCGGACCUGUAACCAUCAUAAUUGCGGUCAAUGUCAUCUUCCUGGUGGUGACGAUGUACAAGAUGGUGAAGCAUUCCACCUCCAUGAAACCCGACUCGUCCAGGCUGGGUGGUAUCAGGUCAUGGGUGCUGGGAGCAUUUGCGCUGCUUUGUCUUUUGGGGCUCACGUGGUCCUUCGGCUUGUUCUUCCUCAAUGAGUCCUCCAUUGUGAUGGCUUACCUCUUCACCAUCUUCAACACUCUGCAGGGGAUGUUCAUCUUCAUCUUCCACUGCUUGCUCCAGAAAAAAGUCCGCAAAGAGUACAGCAAAUGUUUCCGUCAGUCCCAGUGCUGCGGCGCUCUGCCGGCCGAAGGUUCCCACAGCUCGGCCAAGACGACCACGUCUCGAUCCACGGCCCGCUACUCCUCUGCUACACAGAGCCGCAUCAGGCGGAUGUGGAACGACACUGUGAGGAAGCAGUCGGAGUCCUCCUUCAUCUCGGGAGACAUAAACAGCACCUCCACACUCAACCAGGGGAUGACUGGCAACUACCUCCUAACUAAUCCUCUCCUCCGAACCCACGACACUAACCCUUAUAACAACCUCCUGGCAGAAACGGUGGUGUGCAACACCCCCUCUCCACCGGCCUUUCACUCCCCAGGACAGCACUCUCUGAGCAACAGCAGGGACAUCAGUGCCAUGGACACUCUUCCCCUCAAUGGCAAUUUCAACAACAGCUACUCCCUGCGCGACGACGACUAUGAGGGCGUGGGCGUCCGGGCCCCGGGGGACUUGGGGGGCCUCAACCUGGACGACGCCGCCUUUGAGAAGAUGAUCAUAUCCGAGAUCGUCCACAACAACCUGAGACCCCGCGUGGCUCCCAAAGGCCGCGACGCCCCGAGGGAGAGGGACAGGGCUUUGCCUCCUCAGACCAGGGUGACAGUGGACCGAGGCGGGGGUGGGAGCGGCAGCGAGGACGACGCCAUCGUGGCGGACCACGCCGAGGCCUCAUCCCCCCCUAGAGGAAGCGGAAGAGGAGGUCCCGCCACCCUGGAACUGCUCCUGCACCCCCACAACAAGGAGGUGCUGGAGGCCCCCCUCCUUCCCCAGAGGACUCACUCCCUGCUCUACAGCGCCCAGAAGGCCCCCCGGCGUCUGGAGGGGCAGGGCGGCCAUGGCUCCGAGACUGUUACCGCAGUGGAGGACAUGGGCUCCCAUUCACCCAACAAUAAUAGAGACUCACUUUAUACCAGCAUGCCAAACUUGAGAGACUCCCCCUCGCCUUCAGCUUCGCCGUACCCGCCCGAGGAGGAGGAGGAGCUCUCCCCCUCGCCUCAGAGCGAGAGCGAGGACGCGUAUCACAAGAGCAUGCCCGAGCUCGGCGACGCUCCGCAGCCGCUGUCCUACUACCACAUAAACCGAGGCACCAGCGACGGGUGCAUCAUCCCGCCCAACAACGAGGACUGCGCACAGGAGGGAGAGGCGCCCACCGACGGACAAAUGCAGCUCAUUACCAGCCUCUGAGGAGGCCGCCCCUUGUUUGCACAGGUUUUACGAGACGCUUUUCGCUUGAUGUCAAGACAGCCGGCGAGCCUGGCUCCACACCCCACAAGCUCUUCCUGUUAGAACAGGAAGUGAGAUGUUCUUGGGUGUGAAAGGGAAUGAAUUAACGACUUUUUGCACACAGAUCUCAUUAACACACAAAACACGUCCAAUCCGAGGCCAGAUAAGUGUGGACUGUGAAAGCUCUGCUGUCGGACAAAAGAGUUUCAAAGAAUAACACGCAGGCCGCUGCGCCAGUCUGGCAUUUUUUGUUGUACUGAACGGGAAAACGGAGAAUAUGGGAUUUAAGAAAACGAAAAAAAAAAAAGAAAGAAAAGAAAAAAUACUCCAGGCAAAAUACCCCAGGCAAAGGACUAAGAAACUCCUGACAUACUCCUGGGGGACUUUGCAGAACCAGGCUCUUUUUAGUCGAGAAGUACAGAACGAGAACUAGCGUGGUUCCACUGCACAGCCAGGACUGUAAAGUUAAGAAACCACUAAUCCAGACUCAGGCCUUAUAUUUUCUCUAUUGCACAUUUAACUGUUGUCAAAGUAACAGCUGAAGAAAAUAUAUUUUGCUGUACCACUAGUGUAAAAAGUAAAACAAAAAAAAACUACGAAAAAAAAAAAGAGAAACGGCAACCGUUCAGUAGUUAUGCCCUUUCAAUGUUAAUAAGAUUCUUCAGACAAGGUUAAUCAAAAUGGUGGAAAUGUGCUUUUUCCUCUCACACUUGACUUGUUGUAGUAUGUUUGAAUAUGAAGAAAAAAAAAAGUUUCGAGAGAUAUCAGUCCAUAUGACAUCAUGCUCACGUCUCUGCUUGUGAAGUGCUUUUGCUUUCAUGAAUGAUGAGUUUUUGCCAGUAGUAUAUUUGUUAACACCGGGCCAUGCACAGAUUUGAAGUGAAUUGGAUACUUGUGUAAUUUAUUUUACUUGAAAGAAAUUGUCAGGUCUAAAGAUUUCCGUUCAUGUCGAUGCAAUAUUGCAGUUCUUGCGGACGUUUCCUCCUUUGACACAUUAAUUUAUUGACUAUUCCAAAAAAAAUAAUAAAAAAAAAAAUGGAGAAAAAGAAGAACAUGGUUGGAAAGUGUGAAAAGUUGAUGCAGCACUGAUUAGGUUCAUUUUAUUUCUUUUGUAAAAGCCCAUCAUCAGCUGAUAUUUAAUUCAACUCCUGUUUGAUAUCAAAUAAAUGUGAAAUUUUUUCUUGUU